UGCUUGCGUGCAUAGAGUGAAGAGAGAGGUGCCACAGCCUUAGCCUUAGCCCUAAUCUACUUCUGCCAUUAUUGCCUUAGCUUGCGAGUUGAUCGAAGAACUAAAAUGAGCAGCAGCAGUAGCAGAAGGUGUGGUGUUGUGAGCGGAGCAAACAGAGGAAUAGGAUAUGAAAUAUGCAGACAGCUUGCUAAUGAAGGUGUGGUAGUAGUGGCCACUGCGAGGGAUGAGAAGAGAGGAAUGGAAGCUGUAGAGAAGCUCAAACAGUUAUGUGGUGGAGAAGAUGAAGAUAGUAUUGUGUUUCACCAACUUGAUGUUGCAGAUGAAGUUAGCAUUUCUUGUCUUGUGGAUUUCGUCAAAACCAAGUUUGGGAAACUGGAUAUCCUGGUAAACAAUGCAGGGAUCGGUGGAGUUAUUAUUGAAGGAGAUACUUCAAUUCUAAAAGAGAUGAUAGAUGGAGAUUUCUCACGAGCCAAUUCUAUAAAAGAAGAGCCAGAAACUGAGUUGAAAAGUAACGGCGCAAUCAUUCAAACUUAUGAAUUGGCUAAACAGUGCCUUAACACAAACUACUAUGGCACCAAAAGAAUGGUUGAAGCAUUUCUACCUCUUCUCCAGCUUUCCCAUUCCCCUAGAAUUGUCAACGUUUCCUCUACUCUGGGGAACCUAAAGUUGCUGCCAAAUGAAAGGGCUAGAAAGGUAUUGAGCAAUGGCGAAAGCCUAUCAGAGGAAAGGGUAGAUGAAGUGGUGAAGGAAUUUCUCAAGAAUUGCAAGGAAGCAGAAGCAAAAGGUUGGGCAAGAUAUGCCCCAGCCUACAAAGUCUCCAAAGCAGCAGUGAAUGCUUACACAAGGGUUUUAGCUAAAAAAUAUCCAAAAUUUUGCAUAAAUUGUGUGUGCCCAGGGUAUGUGAAGACUGAUAUGACUAUUAAUAGUGGGAUGUUAACCCCUAUGGAGGGCGCUGAAAGCAUCGUGAAGCUAGCUCUGAUGCCCGAUGAUGGACCUUCUGGCUUAUUCUUCUCCAGGACAAAUAUUAUGGCUUUCUAGAGCUGAUAAUGGAUGCAUGCAUGCAUGUUUGAUAAAUUAAACUACUUUUCUUAUUACUAGAGAAGGGUGACAUGGAUGACGAUAAUAAUGCGGCGCAAAACACAUUAAGAUUAAGGUGCUGCAACAAUAUCAAUGAAUGAUGAAGCUAGCAAGACUGCUAAUUUGAUGCACUUAUGGGAUUGUUAUCUUAUAUUAUUAUAUAUUCACUUAUAUUAUGUAA
Molecule: messenger RNA, 1258 nt
Organism: Ipomoea nil (Japanese morning glory)
Lineage: Eukaryota; Viridiplantae; Streptophyta; Magnoliopsida; Solanales; Convolvulaceae
Product: (+)-neomenthol dehydrogenase-like
Exons: 5
Coding region: 106-1038 (310 amino acids)
Cellular component (GO): membrane
Molecular function (GO): oxidoreductase activity, acting on the CH-OH group of donors, NAD or NADP as acceptor
Source: RefSeq, a predicted model, not a curated record